AUGAGAGGGUUUAUAUUGAUAGGAGUGCUGUGCGCCGCCGUCGCGGCCAGCCACCACCACGAGCACGGCGGCGGGCACCACCACCACGGGCACCACCACCACGACCACGGCGACCACGACCACAAGGGCCACAAGGGGCACCACCACCAUCACAAGGGCCACGAGGGCCACCACGGCAAGCACCAUCACGGCGAGCACCACCACGAGCACCACGGCGGCCACAAGAAGCACUGGGACGAGCACGACGACCACGGCGACCACCACGAGCACGGCCACCACCACAAGGGCGAGAAGCACGGCCACCACGAGCACCACGAUAAGGGCGAGCACAUCGACGGCUACCACAAAAAGCACCACAAGGAUCACUUCCACAAGGACCACCACUUCCAUGACGGCCACCACCACGAGGGCAAGCACCACAAGCACGGACACCACCACGGACAUCAUCACGAUGACGAGGGUCACCACAAGAAGGGCCACCACGGCCAUCACGGUCAUCACGAGGGCCACCACGGCCACCAUGGCCACCACGACAAGCACCACCACGAUGAAGGUCACCACGAUCAUCAUGGCCAUCAUGGACACGAAGAUCACGAUCACCAUCAUCACGAUCACGGCAAGAAGGGCCACCACGACGACCACAAGCACUGGGGUCACCACCACAAACAUUAA
Maniola jurtina (meadow brown) is the source of this 672-nucleotide messenger RNA. RefSeq names its product histidine-rich glycoprotein-like. Lineage: Eukaryota; Metazoa; Arthropoda; Insecta; Lepidoptera; Nymphalidae. The transcript is spliced from 2 exons. The record is from RefSeq and is a predicted model, not a curated record. Bases 1 to 672 code for a protein of 223 amino acids.